UGAUCUCGAACGUAAGAAAACUGGUACUGUUGCCAUGCACGUUGAAGAAGAGUCUUUCCUAGACAGAUUAACCUACUUCUCAAGCUACAUCAAGUUGGUUAGAAUGUUGUGCUGGAUGUUACGAUUCAAGAAAAAAUCGACAUCGAAGGAACUAACUUACGAAGAGUUCGAAUACGCUGAGAAUACACUAAUAAGGUUAAUACAAAAUAAGUGCGUAAACUCUUUAAUAAAUAAUCAAAACAUACAAACCUUUGCGGAUAAAAAUGGCAUUUUACGUCUAAACACGAAACUGUCACUUGGUAAUGAAAAUUACAAUUUCAAGUUCCCCGUGAUCCUUCCUGGUUCUGAUCCGAUAGUUCGGCGUCUAGUUGAGUAUAGGCACAUCGAGCUUAAGCACACUGGAGCACAAACGUUACUCAAUAAUCUACGUCAAAACUUUUGGAUUAUCGGUGUCAGGAAAUUAGUCCGUAACGUUAUACAUCGCUGUAUAAGAUGCAAAAGAUUUAAAGCAAAACGAUGCCAAGCACCCACUGGAGUUUUACCAAAGGAACGAAUGGAAGCGAGCACGGCAUUUCAACAUUCGGGCGCCGAUCUAGCUGGACCUUUGACUUUACGCUCUGGUGCAAAGGCGUGGAUCGUUCUAUUUACCUGUGCUACCUACCGUGCUGUGCACCUAGAAGUGGUGGAGUCGCUGUCAACAGGGACGAGUACAUAAGUUCACUCGUACAAAAGCGUGAGCGGAAUGGACCUGUACAACUUCAGCCUGGAGACGUCGUCUUGGUGGAGACUGAAGAUAAGCGUGUGACAUGGCCACUGGCCAUAGUUGAAGAGGUUUACCCUGGUGCUGAUGGCAUGAGUAGAGUGGUUCGAGUUAGAACUGCAGCCGGAACAAAGGUGAGACCUGUACAACGCAUUUUUCCUCUUGAGUUAAACUCUCAUGACCGACUUGACUCGUCUUUUAGGCUAGUUGAUACUGACUGUACUAGACAAACACAAACAGAGACAAAUGAUAGUAGUGAGGUACGAUCGACACGAGCCAGAAGGUUGCCACAACAUCUGUUUGACUAUAUUCUGGACUAGAGUAGCUUAACCUUCCGGUUCUUCCCGUUUGGGAGUGUGACGUAUUCUGCUCCGCAUUACAAAAAGGUUUUAUUUAUGGUUUACUUUUCAUGUAUUAUUUUCUAUUUGGUUUUAGAACCAUGUCACAGUAAAAUAGAAUAAUUUGAAAUGUAUGUAACCAUGGCAGUCUGAAAAUAUCGUCGUAACAGCGAUGACCUAUUAAUUGUUAUUCUUUAUAUAUAUUUUUGUGUUCAGUUUA
Cydia pomonella (codling moth) is the source of this 1318-nucleotide messenger RNA. RefSeq lists its product as uncharacterized. The record is from RefSeq and is a predicted model, not a curated record. Bases 517 to 1080 code for a protein of 187 amino acids. The transcript is spliced from 2 exons. Lineage: Eukaryota; Metazoa; Arthropoda; Insecta; Lepidoptera; Tortricidae.